AUGCUUUCAUUAUUAAUUGGACAUAAUUCAUAUACAAUUUUUAGUGAAGAAUUACCAAAUGAUACAUUUAAAAAAUUUCUUAAUGAUUCUUCAUUAACAAGUGAUUUAUUUUUUAAUGAUGUUAUUGUAUUAGGAUCAAAAAUUACAUUUGAAAAUUGGAAAAUUAGUAUUUUAGAAUCUUUGAUAUAUUUAAUAAUAAUAUUUAUUAUUACAUUUAUUGCUAUAUUUAAUUAUAUAAAACAUAUGAAAUCUCUAUCAUCUAGUAUGUCAAAAGGAACAAAAAAAUUACAUACUGAUUUCAUAAAAAUUGUACUCCUUCAAUCUAGUAUACCAUAUUUUUUGAUAUUUCCUGCAGUCAUAACAUACUCAAUAUUUAUAUUAUUUGGUAAUAUUCAUAAUAUUUUUUUUCUUGGAGAUAUAAUAGUAAAACUUUUUUGUAUCGUACCAACAAUCAAUGCUAUUUUAUUUAUAUUUUUACCAAGAAGAAACAGAAUGAUGUUUUUUUUAAUUUUUACUGAUUUAAGAAAUAUUUGUCUUUGUAUUUCAAAAAAAGAUAAUGAUAAAGAUAAUGUAUUUGGUUCAGUUGAUAAUCUUUCAAAAUAUUUUAUCAAAAAAAAAAGUCAAAUUUUGAAAUAUAAUAAAGAAGCUACAGGAAGAGUACGAGCACUUUCAGUGGCGUAUAUUGAAUAA
Molecule: messenger RNA, 690 nt
Organism: Strongyloides ratti
Lineage: Eukaryota; Metazoa; Nematoda; Chromadorea; Rhabditida; Strongyloididae
Product: 7TM GPCR, serpentine receptor class d (Srd) family-containing protein
Exons: 2
Coding region: 1-690 (229 amino acids)
Source: RefSeq, a predicted model, not a curated record